CGUCACAAUUCCAGCCUGCACUCCUCCGUACCAAGUCGGGAAUAAGAUAAAAUUACAUCUCCCCGCACCACACCAGCACGGCAGAGUCGCGGGAGGCAGCGGAACCCUGCAAACCUGUGAUCGGGAGAUCUAGGAGCGGGCAGCGUAAAGACCACCGUGAGCUCAGUUGAGAGGGCACAUUAGGGGAGCACUGCCGAGGAGGCAGCCAUGGCGCGCUGCCAUCUUGCAGCAGCAGCAGCAGCAGCACUUAUACUCUGCCUGGUUGGGCAAGCAAGCGCGCAGGUGCCUGUGAAUGUGACAGCCUUCGGGGUGACGCCCGUAUUGGUUUACGGGCAGCCUGCCACCUACACGAUUAACCUGGCCACCCCAGUGGGUCAACCCAGCCCCAACGUAGGGAACGCCGUCUUCCAGAACGCCACCAACACUCCGCUAAUUUCAUUCCCCAUCACAGCUGGCCAGGCCGUGUCCGGCUGCACCGGCUCUGGAUGUAUCCUGGCCGUCUCUUUCACCGACGCCGGUACGGCCACCGGAGUGACAUUCGGGGGGAUCCUGCCAGCUGGAGUCUACAACGCCGUCCAAGCCGGAUACACCGGGGGGACCGCCAACGGCGUCACCUUUACCGCAGCCGGCUCGCAGCCGAGCCUGCCGCUCAGCUCCUUCCAAGUGCUGCCGGCGUCCACUGAGUUCGAGACGGCGUUCACCCCCUUCACGCUCGCCAACUUCAGCUCCGCCAUCAGCAUCAACAUCACCAACCUCAACAAGACCAAUGUCGUCCCCGCAGGCGCGGCGUACGCGGCAUUCUACAAGGACCCGGCAGGAGCCAACACGCUGAUCGGCAAUUUCUCGCUCGUUUUCACGUCAGUCAGCAUGCCAUGCUGAGCGCUCUGCCAAUAAUGGGCCAUAAAACCCUCCGGCAAGUUUUCAUUCCGUGGGUUCAAUGAGCUUCGUUGAAACGAGUAUGACCAAGCCACAGCGGAACGUUUGCAGCAGCAUAUGCGCAGAAUAGAGCCACGCAUGUUUGCUUUCUUUGAGUUUCUUCGCAUGCUAUUGAAGGCACAAGUGGCGCAAAAGCACGCUGAAUUGCAGAGUGGAAUGAGUUUGAAUGCAGCAGCUUGC
This is a messenger RNA of Coccomyxa subellipsoidea C-169, 1116 nucleotides long. RefSeq lists its product as hypothetical. The record is from RefSeq and is a predicted model, not a curated record. Lineage: Eukaryota; Viridiplantae; Chlorophyta; Trebouxiophyceae; Coccomyxaceae. The transcript is spliced from 7 exons. Bases 208 to 879 code for a protein of 223 amino acids.